UGUCAGAUGCUUUGUGCUGGAAAGUAGUCCAGGAUGGAAACAACCAAUCAGAUUGGUCCUUUUCGGACCGGAAGCUGUGUUGUUUACAUUUUCUAAGAUGGCGGCGGGGAUGUAUUUGGAGCAUUAUUUGGACAGCAUAGAAAACUUGCCCUUCGAGUUGCAGAGAAACUUCAAUUUGAUGAGGGAUCUAGAUCAACGCACAGAGGAUCUUAAGGGACAGAUAGACUCUCUGGCUAAAGAGUACACCGCCAACGCCAGGACUCUUUCCUCUGAGCAAAAGCUGUCCAUAUUGAGGCAGAUUCAGCAGUCUUACAGUAAAUGCAAGGAGUUUGGAGAUGACAAGGUCCAGCUGGCCAUGCAGACCUAUGAGAUGGUCGACAAACACAUCAGACGUCUUGAUACAGACUUGGCUCGGUUCGAGGCUGACUUGAAGGAAAAACAGAUCGAGAGCACUGACUAUGAUUCCACCUCCAGUAAGGGGAAGAAAGCUGACUCCAGACAGAAGGAAAAGAAGACUGCUAAGACGAGGUCUAAAGUGAAAAGUUCAGACGAAGAUGGCAGUCCCAAGAGUGCACAGAAGAAAGUCAAGCUCCUUCAGCCAGGAGAAUUCAACAGCCCUACCACCAACUUUGGGAAUGUGCACCCAUCUGAUGUGCUGGACAUGCCAGUGGACCCCAACGAACCCACCUACUGUCUGUGCCAUCAGGUGUCUUACGGCGAGAUGAUCGGCUGUGACAACACUGAUUGCUCCAUUGAGUGGUUCCAUUUUGCAUGCGUGGGCCUGACAACCAAACCGAGAGGCAAAUGGUACUGUCCACGAUGCUCUCAAGACAGAAAGAGAAAAUAAAAUCACCUGGUUGUCCCUGGAACAAAACGUGGACUCUGAUCAGACAGAAAAUGAGAAGAAUAUUUCUUCAUUAGUUACUAGAUUUUUUUGUUUGUUUCUCAUCUUCCUUAACAUUUGGUGCUUUUUCUUUUGGUUUACGUAAUUUGCCUUGGUCUGAUGCAGUGUGCGUGUGAAGGAGCCAAGUGGUUACAAAAAGUAUUUAAAUAUUGAUUUUUCUUUUUUUUUAAACGGUUAACAAUGUUUUUGUUUGUUUUGUAUUUUUAGUUACCUUUGGUGCUCUUAUUGUGACAUCUUUUUAUUUUUUUAUUUUACAUUGUUUUUUACAUUUACUCAUUGUUUUAUGAGUGAAUAAUAAACACUACAACUGCCCCUACAUGGUUAAACAGUUCCAACUUGUCACAACACUUUAUACUGUAUUUACAUGUAAAACUGCAAAAUUUAGGUAUUUUCUCUGAAAACAGUUUGGCCAUGGAUGAAUCUUUUGCUUUGUUUGUAUAGUUAUAGUUUCUUGUGCUUAGCCUGGGGAACACUAGUUUUAUGUUUUUACGUAUAACGAGAGCAAAAAGAAUAUGAAGACAAAUGCUGCAUCCUUGACAGUAUCGGUCACCUGUGGUAGUGAGACAUCAUUUCAUUUUAACAUUUGAUUGAGUGCUGUAUAGAAAGUAAGACAUUUCGUGAAAAAAAAAAAAA
Molecule: messenger RNA, 1537 nt
Organism: Larimichthys crocea (large yellow croaker)
Lineage: Eukaryota; Metazoa; Chordata; Actinopteri; Sciaenidae
Gene: ing4
Product: inhibitor of growth family, member 4
Exons: 8
Coding region: 98-847 (249 amino acids)
Biological process (GO): positive regulation of apoptotic process; regulation of DNA-templated transcription
Cellular component (GO): nucleus
Source: RefSeq, a predicted model, not a curated record